This is a messenger RNA of Acaulospora colombiana, 156 nucleotides long. NCBI's taxonomy places the organism in Eukaryota, Fungi, Glomeromycota, Glomeromycetes, Diversisporales, Acaulosporaceae. The record is from the annotation of a GenBank genome assembly.
AGAGGAGUUGUAAUGUUUCUGGUCUUUCAUCUUGCAAAAAUUCUGGGGUAUUUAUAUGAUUUUGAGCACGGCGACGCAGUCGCUGGUAGUGAAUCUCGAAGUGGAGUAGCCUCGCCGACUGACACGGCGAGAGUCGCGGCUGCGAACCCGCUAUGA